UCAGAAAGUGACUGAUCUUAAAAACGAAAGAAAUGUUGAACAUUCAUCAGUGUACUGCUGCAGAAUCACCGCAUCCUUAUUUCUCACAACUAAACCUUAUUUGAUUGUUGAGAUUUCGGAGACUGAAAACACAUCUGGAGUCUGAAGGGCUGAGCUCUUUUACCCUGGUGUAUGUGUGAUCGAGCUCACAGACGAGAACAUGGGCGAGUGACAUCGCAACGCUCAGAGCUGGGACGUCUCCGCUCCACACAUUUUCAGAUGCAUACUGGGAUGAAAACGGCAUCAUGCAGACUCUGGCGAUGAUGAUGAUGAUGAUGAUGUCGUCAUAUUCAGCUCUUGCAGAUCAAAGUUUAAAGUGUUAUAAUGAUUAUUACAACACCUUCACAUGUGUUUGGGACACCUCAAAUCUGGACGUGAUCCCUCCGAUCCGACCCGAGACCGAAUGCUGGAUUACAGUAUCAGUUGAGAAGAGGUCAACUCGUUUGAGUAAUUUGGAGAAAAAGGACGCAACUUUGAUUGCAGACCCGAUGCAGCCUCACAUACGCUCUGCAACCGUGGUCUUUCAAAGCAAGAGAGGUAUAAUAAUUUCAGUAGCCGAAUUGCAUGAAGAAGUCCGGUGUAAAAACUACACAAAUCCUGUGGCUGAAAUAGCAAAACAUAAAGCAGCAGUUAGUGCUGUGAAAGUGGCUCCUCCUCAGAAAGUGGACGUUCACGGGGGCAAUGUUUCUUGGAGUUGGGAUUCUUUAAAACCCUUUUUAGAUGCUGAGUUUGGGGUCCAGUACAGAUCUGCUGCUCAGAGCUGGAAGGAUGUGGAGGAUAUUAUCGUAAAAACUACAGAACCUGAAUUGGAGCUGCCAAAGGACAAUUUACUCUUAAAUCAUCAGUAUGUGAUCAGGGUGAGAGUCAGGUAUCAAAGGGAAGACAUGCCCAAUGCUGUGUGGAGCGACUGGAGUGAAGAGUACAGCUGGACGUCUGAUGUGGGUCAGACACCCCAAACAACAGAGAUUCUCCCGCUGGAUUCUUCGAAGGCAGGAAUCAUGCUCUCAGGAAUCACUCUGGCCAUCAUAUUAAUCCUCACUAUUCUCGUCAAGUGCAAGAGAACCAACAGGAAUGUGGCUGGUUCAUCUUUCAGGGUCCAGAAGAAGGGCUCCACGUAUAUUCCUGAUCCCUCCAAAUUCUUUGGUGAUCUGAACUCCAGCCACAGAGGGAAUUUCAAGUCCUGGCUGGGGACGGUUUCAGUGCACGAGAGUUUCAUCAGAGUGGACACUGAGUUCAUCAGUCCGGUCGAGGUCGUGAAGCUGCAGGACGCCUGCGAUUCCCGAAGCACACACAGAAACAGCGGCAGUCUGCAGGACACAUGGAGCGACAACGUCAAAUUCUCCAACUUCUCAAACUCCACCUACUUCCUGUCCCAGAGUUCCAAGGGGCCGAGCGACACUCUGGAGCCCUGCUCGGCGCACUCCUCCUACGGGCCAGCGGGGGGCGUCAGUGGCUCGGAGACGCUUCCUCAGCGCAUCGCCGAAGAGAUGGACGGAGAGGAGCUGGAAUUCUCUCUGAAGAAGCUGGAGAAGCUGCGCCAGGACACGCAGAGUCCAGAUUCAGGUUUCGCCGGCGGAGCCGAGGAUAGCAUGGAGGAGACGGAGCUGCCCAGUCCUCUGUGCUUGACCCUGACCCCUCUGCUGCCCCAGGAUCUGCCCACGCCGCAGCCGAGCAGACACCCGCUCCUGGACCUUCAGCGCAUGGAUCUGCUGCUGCGACCCAGCUGCACGAUACCUGGCUUAGACCUGGACCUCCAGAGCGGCUGUGGGCUGAUAGAGCCCUCUAGUGACGAUUACAUGCCAGUGAAAAACGUGCAGCGUUAGUGUUGAGGGCCAGAACGGAUUUAACGUUAUCAGAUAGAAGCACGCUUUGGGCUACACAGAAAUUGACGAGCUCAAUCUAACUGCGGUGAAAAUGAGGAAGUUUGAGAGCUAGUUUUGCGCCGUCUGUCACUGCUCUGAAGCAUUCGUUCUGUCAUCUUCUGCUCAUCCUCAUUCAGUGAAACACAGCGCUACAGAAAGAGAUUCAGUGUUUCAGACUAUGGGCAGCUGUUAUGAUACUUAUAUGAGACCCUGAAGCACAAAACCAGUCAUAAGUGUCAGUUUUCGAAAUUGAGAUGUAUGCAUCAUCUGUGCGCUGAAUAAAUGAUCUCUCCAGUGAUGUGUGGUUUGUUCGGAGGACAAUAUUUGUCUGAGAUACAACUAUAUGAAAAUCUGGAAUCUGAGGGAGCAAAAACAUCUAAACAUCUAUAAUAUCUUUAAAGUUGUUCAAAUGAAGUUCUUAGCAAUGCAUAUUACUAAUCAGAAAUUAAGUUUUGAUAUAUUUAUGGUAGGAGAUUUACAUAAUAUCUUCAUGGAACAUGAUCUUUACUUAAUAUCCUAAUGAUUUUUGUCAUAAAAGAAAAAUUGUUCAUUUUGACCCAUACAAUGUAUUGUUUUCUAUUGCUACAAAUAAACCCCAGAGACUUAAGACUGGUUUUGUGCUGCAGGGACACAUAAAGUUUACAAUUUCAUUGCAUAGAAAAGAGCAACGUGGACUUUCUGUUAAACAUUUCCAUUUGAGUUCCAGAGAAAAAAGACAGUUCUUCAGUUAAACCGCUUAACGGUUAGUCAUCUAACUUUACUUUUUAAGGCUAGAUUGGACUCAUUUGAAUCUGAAAUUAGACUGCUUAUCACUUGGUUAAUGCUAACUGGUCAAACUGGCUCUCAACACCAGGGUUUACUGGUUUGGAAUGACGUAAUGGUGUGUAAAUGAUGAGUUUUGGUGGUUGACACGACAGGAUCUGCUUGUGUGUGUGCAGAUGAUGUGUCUCAGUAGGUUUGUGUGACGUAAAUGCAGUCACAAAGGAAACACAAAGGACCACUUCCUGUUUCUUUUCACAAAAAUUCUAAGAUUCAGUUUACAUGGAACGACUCUAAACUAUAUGUUUAGAAAAUGAUUCCUUUCAGAUGAGAUGACUUAUAACAUUCUUCACCCUGAAUAUUAUCGUAAUAUAUCAUUUCUAUUUAUAAGAUGUUUGGCAGCAGGGACAUUAAGGCUAAAAUGAGAGCGAAACAAGUGAAACGUUGUUUUGAGUUGCUUGCACUUAUCACAGUUAUUGGCAUAUUAUGAUAUUUUUAUAUAUAAUUUCAUGUCAUGUGUUUGAUUUCUGCAUUGAAAUGUAUGUUCAAAACGAUGUCUGCUGUUUUGUUGAAUGUAAGAGAAGCCAGUUUGCUGCUAAAUAAUAUAUUAAAGCAUCUUUGUGCUCA
Carassius gibelio (silver crucian carp) is the source of this 3287-nucleotide messenger RNA. Its product is annotated as interleukin-2 receptor subunit beta. The record is from RefSeq and is a predicted model, not a curated record. The transcript is spliced from 11 exons. Gene Ontology annotation, cellular component: membrane; external side of plasma membrane. The coding region runs from base 285 to 1862 and encodes 525 amino acids. Gene Ontology annotation, biological process: immunoglobulin mediated immune response; cytokine-mediated signaling pathway. Gene Ontology annotation, molecular function: protein binding; cytokine receptor activity. Lineage: Eukaryota; Metazoa; Chordata; Actinopteri; Cypriniformes; Cyprinidae.